UCGACGACGACGAUGGACAGCAACGCCCUCGAGUCGCUUCCGGAGUCGUUCGGCGACCUCUCGAGCCUCGUCUCGCUCGCCGUGAGCCACAAUGCCCUCACUUCUCUGCCGGAGUCCUUCGGCGGCCUCGAGAGCCUCGACGAGCUCUUCCUCGAGGACAACGCCCUCACGUCGCUGCCGGAGUCGUUCGGCGCACUUGCGAGUCUCGACGAGCUCCACCUGCACGACAACGCCCUCGUGUCGCUGCCGGAGUCGUUCGGCGGACUCGAGAGCCUUGUCACGCUCAAGCUGAACCACAACGCCCUCACGUCGCUGCCGGAGUCGUUCGGCGACUUCGAGAGCCUCGCCAUGCUCUACCUGCAGGACAACGCCCUCGCGUCGCUGCCGGAGUCGUUCGGAAACCUCGCGAGCCUCGUCACGCUCGAACUGCGCAACAAUGCCAAUCUCUCGAGCCUCCCCGCUUCCUUCCUCGAACUCAGCCACCUGGAACCGGUAUCACUU
Messenger RNA from Aureococcus anophagefferens, 501 nucleotides. RefSeq lists its product as hypothetical. The transcript has a single exon. NCBI's taxonomy places the organism in Eukaryota, Pelagophyceae, Pelagomonadales, Pelagomonadaceae. The annotation marks the transcript as partial. Gene Ontology annotation, molecular function: protein binding. The record is from RefSeq and is a predicted model, not a curated record.